Messenger RNA from Globicephala melas (long-finned pilot whale), 4204 nucleotides. RefSeq names its product AMMECR nuclear protein 1 (gene AMMECR1). The record is from RefSeq and is a predicted model, not a curated record. Lineage: Eukaryota; Metazoa; Chordata; Mammalia; Artiodactyla; Delphinidae. Gene Ontology annotation, cellular component: nucleus.
CAUGGGUCGGAAGCGCUGCGUGGGGGAGAGUGUUCCAAGAUGGCGGCGGGUUGCUGCGGGGUGAAGAAGCAGAAACUGUCCAGUUCGCCCCCCUCUGGCUCGGGUGGCGGUGGUGGCGCCUCCUCCUCCUCCCACUGCAGCGGAGAGAGCCAGUGCCGAGCCGGGGAGCUGGGACUAGGAGGCGCCGGUACGCGGCUCAACGGUCUAGGAGGUCUAGCCGGAGGAGGUAGCGGCAGCGGCUGUACCCUCUCUCCCCCCCAGGGCUGCGGCGGCGGCGGCGGGGGAAUCUCCCUGUCGCCGCCUCCGAGCUGCGGAGUGGGCACCCUACUUUCUCCCCCGGCCGCCGCCACCUCACCCUCGCCCUCCUUGCCGUCCGCCGCCUCGUCCUCAUCGCCCAGCUCCCGGAAGAUGGUGGUGUCAGCGGAGAUGUGCUGCUUUUGCUUCGAUGUGCUCUACUGUCACCUGUACGGAUACCAGCAGCCCCGGACCCCCCGGUUCACCAACGAGCCCUACCCACUGUUUGUAACAUGGAAGAUUGGUCGAGACAAAAGAUUGCGUGGAUGCAUAGGUACUUUUUCUGCCAUGAAUUUGCAUUCAGGACUCAGGGAGUACACACUUACCAGCGCCCUUAAAGAUAGCCGUUUUCCCCCAAUGACAAGGGAUGAGCUGCCGCGGCUGUUCUGCUCAGUGUCUCUGCUCACUAACUUCGAAGACGUCUGUGAUUAUUUGGACUGGGAGGUGGGUGUACAUGGCAUUAGAAUAGAAUUCAUCAAUGAAAAAGGAUCAAAACGCACCGCCACCUACCUACCGGAGGUUGCAAAGGAGCAAGGAUGGGACCAUAUUCAGACCAUAGACUCCUUACUGAGGAAAGGAGGAUACAAAGCUCCGAUUACUAAUGAAUUCAGGAAAACCAUAAAACUGACCAGGUACCGUAGUGAAAAGAUGACCUUGAGCUAUGCUGAAUACCUUGCUCAUCGCCAGCAUCAUCAUUUCCAAAAUGGCAUUGGGCAUCCCCUUCCGCCAUACAACCAUUAUUCCUGACACUGAGCCACACAACCAGUCACUGGGCCUCUCUGCAGACCUCUUCCCAGGAGACCCUACCCCUUCUUGGUCUAGCUAUCUCUUUUACUGUACCAUUUUAUGAUGAUAGUUUCCGUUGCCAUGGUGAAGCUUCGACAUCGUCAGUUAAGAUCAUCAUGGUAACGGGUAGGAAAAUGGCAUUUAUUAAGAUGAUCCUGUUUUAUUAUAUUAGGUCAUUGAUUUUUUUUUUUUUGCAGCAUAUAUGAAUUUUGGGGUUUUCUUUCCUUACAAUAUUAUAUGGAAUUUUGCUUUGCUAUCUCAGUCAGGUUUGUCUUUCUGUCCUUCUUGCCUUCCUUCCUGUCUUCUUUCCUUCCUUCUUUCUUCUCUUCCUUCCUUCUGUUGACUGUGGAUGGAAGAAUUCAUGCAGUUUCUAAGGAUUUCAUUUAGGUGUUUCUUUCAUUUUCCUCAGUAAGAUAGGUCAUUUUUGAUAGCUGUGUUUGGGAGUAAUUCAUAUCAAAUUCAGGUAUUUGUAUAUUACUCUUGAAUUUGUCUGAAAUUCAUUUUGCUAUGAGAGCUUAGUAUGUGGGUCUUCACUGUUUAAGUAUAUGUUUUUCCCAUGGUUAGAAUAGAUGAACUUUCGUUCUAGUGUAGAACAUUCGAAGGUCCAUGAUAGGACUUGUCACAGAGAGUGAGAAAUCAUUUAUGCCUAUUGUGCUGGUUAUCACAGGAAAAACUGCCUCAUCACUUUAUAGAACCAACUUACAAACUAAAACACUGUUUUAAGAAAGUACAAGCUACCUUUGAAAUAUGCUACAGAAAUUAUUUUGAAAAGCAGAGAAUAUCAGGAAGAGAGCAGAUACAGAAUUUAGUGCCUUUGAGAAGAGUAUAAUUACGUGGAAUUAAGAGGGGUUAGAAGAAAGGCAAUUUAGAGAAAUAUUCUUAAAAAUUUUAUUGUUUCUAUAAUGUGAAACAACAGAUUAGACAAAUUGCUUACUCUUAAGUAUUUUUUUAAGCUGAAAAAAAUUAUUUUGAGCAAAUAACCAAAAAGAGACAUGUGUCUAUUAUAUAUUAAUUUAAAUUUGUUAGCUUUAGGUUUCAAUAAGUCAUGAUUGGCCAGAGACAAUUUUAGCUACCAUUUAAAGAAAUAGUAAAGAUAAUCUAGUGAAACAAAAGUUAAUACAUGUCGUGAUUUCAGACAUGUUUGUCAUGGGGACAAUACUGGAGUUUUAGAAAUACUAUAAAAUUGCUUGAAUCUCUUUCUGCACUACAUACUUUUGAUAGAAACACAUUUACUAUAUCGAUAAGAUGUUAUGUUACCCCUGUAAAAACGGAGUUGGCACUUAGAUACGAUAUAGUUGUUAGAGCCCAGCUCAUUUGCAGGGCUAGUCUUCCCAUGAUGCAUAUGCAGAGAACUUCCUAAUGUCAACGGGAGGUCUAUAUGUAUAUCCCCAGGAAAAAUGACAGAUGAUUCUGGAGAAAGAUUACCUUCAUUUUAUGGUAGUAAAUAUAUAUGUGUGUGUGUGUGUGUGUGUGUGUGCGCGCGCGCGCGUGUAAAAUUUUUUUCAAACAGGAAACAAAUAUUUCAAGUGAUGAAUAUGAGUGUGGUGCAGAAUAUAUAGUCUAAAACUAUGAGAUGUCACUGAAUAUCAAGAUGGCAUAGCUUAUACAUGUAGUUGCUGUGACAAGUGACAGACUGCUAGUUCAGAAUUUGAAAACCCUUUUCUAGUUUGUGAGAUUAAUCGGCUGAAUUCCUUCUGCUUGUCCUUAUGGCAAAGCAAACUGCUUUUGUUUUUGAUGAGAGUUCUCAGAAGUUUGUUGGUAUUCCUUCGUCCGCAGCAUCUGUUGUUGGAAUAACCAUUUUCAGUCGUGAUGCCUUAACCAAGAAGCCAAUUGUUAGCCUGAAAUGGAAUCUCGGUAGCCAGUUCCACUGAACCUAGAGAUUAGUCAGAGAAAGCUAGCUGCUGGGCUUUAGAAAGGGAUUUUGAGUCCUUUCAUUUCUACUUGGGAGCAGAUUAGUCUUUCAGUAUAAAAACAAGUGGCUACCUGAUGGAAAUUUUUUCUUGCCCUUAUAGGGAAACUGAGCACAAGCUGAAUGAUAUUGUCUGCUGCAAGAAAAAAAAAAAAAGUAAAUAAAGCAAGCAAACCGAAGAGAGACAAAAUAGACCAAUAUUGAUCCAUCUUAUCUAUCAUCUCAUCAGUUCAACAGGCUCCUCGUCCUGGGUGAGCUCAUGGUUAGAAGUUUUUUUGUUUUUAAAGAAAAGAUCUAUCCCAUACGUGUGUGUGUAUACUUACAAUACAUACAUAUGUGUGUGUUUAUGUAUUUAACGGUGCUAAUCAAUUUUGAGCAGGUCACGUGACUGGUCAUGCGGACUCUAAAAUCAUAUCAGAUUUUUAAAAAUUCUUGAUAUAUGCAGAUGUUAUACAGAUUUUCUUACCAGUGUAAUAAUGUUAUACUGAAGAAAUAACCAUCCUGCAGGCUUCAGAGGACGAGGUCAGCAAUAUUUCCCACCGUGGCUUGGGGGAAAAGGAUAGUUUUGUCUCCUUUUGUGUUCAAAUUAACGCACAGUGCAUUUUUGUGUCUAAGUAGCUGUUGACUAAAAGACUUUGUAGUGUAAAGGGUGUUAUACAAACUUGUAAUGGUGUGCUUCAAACAAAUGCUAGACCCUUUCACCUUUGUCGUAUAUUACAAAGCUGUUAAAUAUGUAGUUUGCAUUAACUUUGAACAUGUUGAAGUAUGUAGCAUGUGUUUUUAACUCAGACGAAGAUUCUGACUGCACAGGCUGUGUUCUAGCCAGUUGUGGUUUAUUUGUGCAGAAACACAAAUGUGAAUUGCACUCUUGUCACCAGAAUAUUGUGUAAGUUCAGUGAUCUCUAAACAGCUCAGAAGUAAUACUUGAACUUCAUUUGAGUAGCACAAAGUUUACAUAGCCCCCCUUUUAAAUGUUAAUUAGUUCCAUUUAUGUUUUCCGUUUUCAGAUGCAACUGGGUAUUUUUUUCCUCUUGGAAAAUAGUACGUAUUUUACUUUGGUAUGUAGCAAAAGGCUUCCAUUUCUGGAAGGGUUUUUUUGUUCUUAGAAAAGGUCAGCCAGGUACCAGAUUCUAGAAGAACAAUUGCCCCUCCCCCCCCAAUUAAGUGGCCUUCUGACUGCACGAGAAUAUGUGCUACUGCCCUGCCCGCUCCAGU